UGGAAGGGUGCAACACUGUCCUGCAGAGGCAUAAUAAAAGAGGAACUUAGUGCACUUGUCAUUUAAUUUGCCUGUUCUUGUGUUUGUGAGCAAAAGACAUUUAGUGCUCAGCUUGAAGUGGAGCUCACUGGCUUUGGUUAUCUCCUCGUUCUGUAGCAAACAUGUUUGGCGGUCAUAUCAUGUUUGGAACGCUUUUAGUUGUUUCUGUCUGCCUUUCUUUGGUCUCCAUGGACACUUGUCCUUCUGCAGGGACCCCAGGUUUGCCGGGUAUCCCUGGACUUCCUGGACGUGAUGGAAGGGAAGGGGUGAAGGGAGAGAGAGGGGAUCCUGGGAUUCCUCUCAAGCCUGCUGAGGCUUUAAAGAAGGGAGAAAAAGGGGAUCCUGGAAUUAAAGGAAGCCCUGGAAAGAGAGGUCGCCCCGGGGAAACUGGCAAAGAAGGGUCACCUGGCCCACUCGGACUGCAAGGAGACCCAGGCAUGUCAGGUGCCACCAAAUCUCACCUGCAAUCUGCAUUCAGUGUCUUCCGGGCCACAAAAAACUGGCCAGAGGCAAACACUGUAAUACGCUUCAGUAAUAUUAUCACCAAUAUCAAUGAUCAUUUCAAUACUGAUGAGAGCAAAUUUGUAUGCAAAAUUCCUGGCACUUAUUAUUUUGUGUAUCAUGCAUCAUCCAUACAGAAAAAUCUGUGUGUAAUCCUGAUGCUUGAUGGGAGGAAAAUAGCUAGUUUCUGUGAUCACAUUUACAACAAGAGUAGCCAGCAGGUACACUCUGGUGGGCUAGCUGUUUACCUGAAAUAUGGUGAGAAAGUUUGGCUACAGACAAACAGCUAUAAUGGCAUGUUUGCAACCGGGGAUAAAGGAGACAGUGUUUUCUCAGGUUUCCUGAUUCAUGCUCACUGACUGAUUGAUUGAUUGAUUGCACUGUUUUACAAUUAACUGUAAAGGUGAACCGUAGAAUACACUUGUUAAACUUACAAUGAACUAUUCAAAGGCUACUGAUCAAAAAAAUUAAAUAAUGCUUCAGUAAACAGUUUGUUGUCUCAA
Messenger RNA from Myxocyprinus asiaticus (Chinese sucker), 1043 nucleotides. RefSeq names its product complement C1q subcomponent subunit C-like. Lineage: Eukaryota; Metazoa; Chordata; Actinopteri; Cypriniformes; Catostomidae. The record is from RefSeq and is a predicted model, not a curated record. The coding region runs from base 162 to 899 and encodes 245 amino acids. The transcript has 2 exons. Gene Ontology annotation, molecular function: protein binding.